AUGCCGGUGCUGCCGCUGUGGGACCUGCUGGAGGAGGAGGGCAUGGAGCAAAUCUUCUUCCCCCCCUCUCCCAACCCAAUGGUGUACUACAGAUGCAUUUUUGCAAAUGUAAGCUUGAAACUCAAUGUCAGGCAAGCCAAAAGUGCACCCCAGAGAGCCAGGGGGAGCAGUCAUCCAGAAACACGGUACUACGGAUGGGCUGAGAGCAGGCGUCCUGCCCGGCCCCUGCCCGCGUGCUUGCCCCGCGCACGCGGCCCGCGGUCCCGGCAGGCCAGGCAGCCGUGUCCUAGGUGUGUGCCCCAGUCGCCAAGGCCCAGUGGACCUCCGUGGGCACCAAAGGCUCCUUUGGGACGACGCUUCCUUUGCAGAUACCUAGCGCUUUUGCGGACGAAUUGUCAAGGUGGGCCCAGAGGGUCCCAAGGCCGUGCUUGUGCCCCCUUCCUGCAUGGCCUGAUCUCCCAGCGUCAGAUUCACUGCUCUAGUGAAUGUUUCUUUAACUGGCGAGGCAGCCCUGAGAGUGGGAAGAACCUGACACCAGCAGAGCCAGAUCAUGGAGCAAAUCAACGGUCUCCAGUCCCUGCACCGAGGGGCAAGAAAGCACCGAGGAACAUAACGCGGUGGAGAUCGUUUUAUUUCCCAGGACUCCAGGGAGGUAAAGUAACACAGGCACAUACUUCGGUGAACCAGCUGAAACGGGUGGAGGUGGUGAGACCUCCCCAACUCCCUUGCCUGAUCACAACAGGAAGUUACAAGAAAUAAGUCACAGAAACCAGAAAACAGGACCUGCCCGUUAGUAGCAUAUUGUCUCUUGUCUCAGAACUGUGAACCCACACUUGUAAUACUCUAUCACAUGAUGCCGGACCGAGACUCUGAAAAUCCCUUCCGCCUCGGCCAGCUGGCUCCCUGUUAACUUGUGCUCAUAGGGAAGGGGUUUGCCAGAGGGGCACAGGAGGG
This is a messenger RNA of Zalophus californianus (California sea lion), 954 nucleotides long. RefSeq lists its product as uncharacterized. NCBI's taxonomy places the organism in Eukaryota, Metazoa, Chordata, Mammalia, Carnivora, Otariidae. The record is from RefSeq and is a predicted model, not a curated record. The coding region runs from base 1 to 759 and encodes 252 amino acids. The transcript is spliced from 5 exons.